AUGAACGCGCUCGCGGAGAUGGGCCUGCGCGAGGACUGCUUCAACGUGUUCGCCCGGAUGCGCAACAACUUGAUCAAGCCCGACACGGAGACUCUGAACUGUCUGGUGCUGGCCAGCGUCAGGGACGGCCGCACGCAGGACAUCGAUGACGUCGUGGCCCACUUCAAGAAGACCUUCAACGUCAAGCCCAACGCGCGCACGUUCGCGCAUCGCAUCUCCGAGUUCGACAAGAAGAAGGAGGGGAGGCGCGGCUCCAGCGGCAGCGCAGGAGGCAGGAAGGAGGAGGUGAAGCAGGCCAUUCAACUGCUGGAGGCGAUGAAACUCGAAAAGCCGCCCAUCCGGCCCAACCUGGAGGUCAUCAACAGCCUCAUUGCUGUCUGCGUCCGCCACUACGACAUGAAGACGGCCGGCAUUCUGUUUCGCGAUAUUGAGCGGGGCAACCUCAAGCCCGACAGACGCAGCUACGACCUCAUGCUGCGCGGUUUCGAGAUUGAAGCGGAUGCAAAGAUCAUACAAAAGAUGAUCAAGGAAAUGCAGCGGGCUCAGGUGGAACCGGACGCGAGCGCUUAUGGCCACCUUAUAGAACAGGAAGAGCGGGCGCUUCAGGCAUUCGAAGACGUCAAGGCCAACCACCCCGACGUCGCGCUCGACGCCGCCAUCUACGGGAAGGUGCUGGACGUCCUCGCCGGCAAGUGGAAAGAAGAGGACGACUACCAGAUCGACGACCUGUGGAUGGCCAACGCCACCCGGGAUGGGCGCGAGGGAGAGGUCGACGAGGACUGGGAUCGGGAAUGGACCGACGAGUGGGAGGGGGCCGGGAACGUCGAGCAGAUGGCACUCUUCGAGGAGCAGGAGGCCGAGCGGCGACGAGAGGAGAUGCGGAAGAAGGAGGAGGACCGGCUGCGAAGGGAGGCGGAGGAGAGGGAGCGCGAGGAGCGCGAGGAGGAGGAGCGCAAGCAGAAGGAGCGGGAGGAGCGGGAGAUGAGCGAGAUGGAGAAGCAGAGACGGAGGGAGGCCAACGCGCAAUACGUCGACAAGGCGUUCGCGCUGCUCGAGGACAUGAGCCGUGGGCGCAACAUCGAUCCGGACUACGCCACCUUCUUCAAGCUCAUGAGCCUGUGCCUGAAGCGAGAUAACACCACGCGCGCCCUGCAGGUGUUUGAUCUGUUCAAGCGGGAGGCGGAGAGGCACAAGCAACAUAGGGACGAGGCACAGUGGACUGGUAUGGAGAUGCAGAGCGUGGCCAAGUUGCUUGCGCUCAAGUUCGUGCGCGGCUGCGAGAAGAACCGGGACAUGCAGGCGCUCGAGACUUUCCUGACCAAGCAUCCUCACUACAUUGUGCCCGGCGACAUCUACUCGGCCGUGGUCAAGGCCAUCGCCAACGCCUACGUCCCGCCUCUGCGGAAGCCCACCGAGACCGACGAAGAGCGCGGGUGGAUCGAUUCGCUCGAGAGCGGCGACCACCCUAGCACCCGAGACGGAGGAGGCGUGGCGGAGAAGGGGGAGAACAAGCGACAGCAGCAGGGAGAGAAAGGGGACUGGCUGUACACGCAGGCGUGGGCGCUGUUCCACGAGAUGCCGCGACACGGCAUCGCGCGGAGCAAGGACGUGUACGAUGCCAUGAUCGAGCUGGCCUGCAAGCGCGCCAGCAUCAAGCGAGCCCUGGCCCUCUUCAGGGAAAUGCAGCACGAGGCCGAACGAGAGCAACGAGAGUCGGGGAAGACAACGCUAAAACCAGGGCUGCGCACGUACCGAAGCCUGAUCGUGCAUUGCUUGAACAACAACUACUUCAACAAGGAGGAGGAGUACAACUACCGAAACGACAUCAACCACCCGCUCACCCAGCGAGCCUUUCAGCUGUUCGAGGAGAUGGAAGACGCGCGCAUCAAGCCCGACCUGAAGGUCAUCAACGCAAUGCUUGGCUGCUGCGCGCGAGUCGAAGACAAAGCCAACGGCCUCAAGCUCCUCGGCCUGCUGGUCCGUUCGAACCUCGUGGCCGAUGACCAAACCCUCAAGUUCAAAGACCGCAUACAGAAGCUGUGA
Messenger RNA from Acanthamoeba castellanii str. Neff, 2043 nucleotides. RefSeq names its product pentatricopeptide repeat domain containing protein. The transcript has 8 exons. The record is from RefSeq and is a predicted model, not a curated record. Bases 1 to 2043 code for a protein of 680 amino acids. NCBI's taxonomy places the organism in Eukaryota, Discosea, Longamoebia, Acanthamoebidae. Gene Ontology annotation, molecular function: protein binding.